This is a messenger RNA of Williopsis jadinii, 2790 nucleotides long. RefSeq names its product exocyst subunit EXO84 (gene EXO84). The coding region runs from base 378 to 2390 and encodes 670 amino acids. Gene Ontology annotation, cellular component: exocyst. The record is from RefSeq and is a predicted model, not a curated record. Gene Ontology annotation, biological process: Golgi to plasma membrane transport; exocytosis; intracellular protein localization. NCBI's taxonomy places the organism in Eukaryota, Fungi, Ascomycota, Saccharomycetes, Phaffomycetales, Wickerhamomycetaceae. The transcript has a single exon.
GAAUCGCAAUUGCAUCCAUUUAGUCACUCUGUCUGCCUCUGUCUCUCCGUUCACGCGGAAUUGCCACUCCUCAAUGCCUCCGUCCUGCUCUUCGUCCUGGCUGGCUCUCCUAUACCUCACAGCUAGCGUGCCUAGUCCCGUGUGAGUGUGAGCGUGGGCUCCUCAACUGUGCUCCCGUGGCUUCUACGUGCUGUGUUUGUUUUUCCUCGCUCCGUGGGUGCCAGUAGUGUGAUGAGAGCGGUGAGGCCCCGAGAAUCAGGGAAAAGUAAACAGCGGCACAGCAUCAAGAACAACAACAAGGGUGAAACAUCACGGCGGUAAAGGCAAAGAUACACGGCGGCAGGGUAGAAAGGCACGGAACACAGCGCGGUAGAACGAUGUCGAACCCAUACGCUGUGCUCAAGGAGACGGCGCAGCUGCCGACGAUUGAUAAGAAGAACCAGGAGAAGAUGGGCAAGUCGAUGCAGAGAAGGAUCUCCAUCCACUACACGGAUGACUCCACCAUCAGAGGCCUGACGGGCCAGGCGCCGGCGUUACCUAACAUUGACCUGGAGCAGUACGGUGGGUCCUCGCAGCCGGGAGCUGGGGUGUCUACUGCGCCCAUGGCGAAGGGUGGGUCCCUUGAUAGUGCUGGGCGUAAGGAUUCAGGGAUGAAGACAGGUGUCCAUAGAGACAUCAUGAACUUGCGUGACCCGCAAGUGCUGAAGAUGUUGAGUGACCCACAGUUCAACGCCGAGCAGUUCAUCAGCGCAAGGUUGGCAGAUGCCACAGCGUCCGAUAUUGAGAAGUUCAACACGCAGUUGCGGUCUCUGAACAUCAACGUUCAGAACGACGUCAAGGCGACGGCGUUGCAGACGUUUGAGAAGCUGGGCGAGGUUUCUGAUAACUUGGAGACCACGUCUACAGAGGUGAAGCACUUGCGUAACAGCAUCAACGAUCUAAUGGAUAUCACUGUCCAGAUGAAGGAGUCUGCAGAACACACCGUUCAGCUGGAGAUGGAUCUACAGAACGAACUGACCAAGACCAACUCAAAGAGAAAGAAAAGAGCCAGGGAUAGAAGCAGUAUCCUCGUGUUGGAGAAGAUGUGGGCCUCGGAGAUGAACUCGCUAUUCAGACACGUUGAAGGUGCUCAGAAGUACAUCUCUGCGAUUCCAGGACGGCACAUUAUAGCUGAAAGUGGUCGUUGGCAAGAGCUCAACGCUGCGACUUUCAAGACGCUUCAACCAGCCCAUAUCUUUUUGCUAAAUGACUUGAUAUUGAUCGCCACCAGAAAGCGCAAGGUUCAGAAACAACCUUUGGAUGAUAAACAGCAGCUUUUGGUUGCUUCACAAUGCUGGCCGUUGAGAGAGGCCCAUCUGACAGAACUCAAGUUGCAGAACUCCAGUAAGGACACAUAUGCCAUCAACAUCAAGUAUAACUCGUUGAGUUACGUUUAUCAAACCGAUCGUUUGGACCACUACACGAAGGUGCUGGAAGGUUACAAGAAGGCUAGGAAUGAGCUUCGUGACAUUUCUGAGGCUGAGAAUAUGAAGCAGAAACAGCUGAGAGACUCCAUGAACCUGUUAGCUUUGUCUGACACUGGUAACGGUACACAUCCGACUAGAAAUAGUUUAUCGAGAAACUCGCAAAUAAUGUUGCAAGAUCUCAGUACAAGAAUGCACAGUAGAUCAAGAAGUUUGGAUAACUCGAAUGUGCUUCGUAUGCUCAAGUCCUUGGAUGGCAGAGUCGAUGACGUCGAUGUCCAGAUCUUCCACGAAGAUUAUCAAGGCUCAGUGACCGCGUUGGAUGACAUUAUUAUCGAACUCGAAGCUCUGAGUACGUCGUGUACACAGGAUGAAAAAGUCUUGUACAACGUCAUUGAGUUGAAAGUAUGUGCUAAAAAGGACAAGAUCUUGAAGAUGUUGAUUAAAGGUUUGCGUCUGCUGUUCUUGUCCUUCUCUCGUAUCGAGAAGUUGAUUAAGGCUUUACUCGCUUUGAAACAGACUCAAUUGGCGGAGACUCUGUUCUUAAACAACAGGUCUUCCUUCAUCGAACUGCUUUUAGAUAGAGUUCCUUUUGAAAAGAACAUCAACGGGGAGCCAAAGACACAGGAUUACAUCGUCUCCCUUUCGAUUGUGAAGUUCCAGUCCAUCAAGACCACCAUUGAACAGUACAAGAAGCUGUUUGCAAAUGAUUAUCAGUCCCAGAGUUACCUGGUUUCCUGGGGUGUCGAGGAGUCAGAGAAACACAUUGUGCUUUUGAAGAGGAUCAUCCAGAAUGUGAAAAUCACUGAAACUCAACUACGUGAUGCGAUAGUCUCCAUCCACGGACAAGUUGAAUCUUUGAAAGAGGAAGGUUUGGACGUUGAAUACUUGCUAGAUGAGUUCUACAAGACCAUCGACACUGUGUGAUGGUGUAUCAGAAUUAGAAUAUUGUAUUUUACCCAUGUUAUAUAAUAGAGCAGAGAAACAAAAUUAACAAUGAACAUAACAGAAGUCUCUGUGCGCGUAUAUGUACAAGAUAACCUGUAUCAUCCUUGGAAACCAUCAUCUCAUAACCCCAAGUCCUCUUCAAGUGCUUCAAUGGCUUGCUGUCUCUUGUAUAUGAGUGUUCUCUCUUCUUCAUAUUUAAAAGCCCAAUCUUCAUACAGGCUUCUAUUGACAUCAAGGAUUGCUAAUCUGGUCUUUUCAAAGAGGUCUUGUUUGAAGCUCUCAACUUCUCUCAACCACUCUCUGGAGAUCCUGUUGAACCCCAUGAAGAUGCCUAAUGAGGCCAGCCCAACCAUCGAAUAGGUGGAGAAGUCAUAGACUA